AUGUGGGUGAAUUCUAGUCUCUCUAUUCCAAUUUUUCUUUUCAGAUCUGUUCGGCUGCUAAAGAAUGACCCAGUUAACUUCCAGAAGUUCCCCUACACUAACGAGGAUGAGGCCUGGAAGACCUACCUUGAAAACCCUCUGACGGCGGCCACGAAGGCCAUGAUGAGAGUCAACGGCGACGACGAUAGCGUUGCGGCCCUGAGCUUCCUGUAUGACUACUACAUGGGCCCCAAGGAGAAGCGGCUACUGUCCUCCAGCACUGGGGGCCGGAACGACCAAAGCAAGAGGUACUACCAUGGCAUGGAAUAUGAGAUGGACCUCACCCCCCUUGAAAGUCCCACGCACCUCAUGAAAUUCCUGACAGAGAAUGUGUCUGGAACCCCGGAGUACCCAGAUGUGCUCAAGAAGAAUAACCUAAUGAGCGUGGAGGGGGCUGCACCCACGCCGGGCAAGGCAGCUCUCCUCCCCGCAGGCCCCAGCAAGCUGGAAACCGGCUCUGUGGACAGCUACCUGCUGCCCACCAGCGAUGUAUAUGAUAAUGGCUCCCUCAGCUCCUUGUUUGAGAACAUUCACGGGGUGCCUCCCACGCAGCGCUGGCAGCCUGACAGCACCUUCAAAGAUGACCCACAGGAGUCUCUACUCUUCCCAGAUAUCCUGAAAACAUCCCCAGAACCCCCGGGUCCAGAGGACUAUCCCAAGAGUGACUUUGAGUACACCCUGGGCUCCCCCAAAGCCAUCCACAUCAAAUCGGGCGAGUCGCCCAUGGCCUACCUCAACAAGGGCCAGUUCUACCCCGUCACCCUGCGGACACCAGCGGGCGGCAAAGGCCUUGCCUUGUCCUCCAACAAGGUCAAGAGCGUGGUGAUGGUGGUCUUCGACAACGAGAAGGGCCCGGUUGAGCAGCUGCGCUUCUGGAAACACUGGCAUUCGCGGCAGCCCACCGCCAAGCAGCGGGUCAUCGAUGUGGCUGACUGCAAAGAAAACUUCAACACUGUCCAGCACAUUGAGGAGGUGGCGUAUAAUGCACUGUCCUUCAUGUGGAAUGUCCAUGAGGAGGCCAAGGUGUUUGUUGGCGUCAACUGCCUCAGCACAGACUUCUCCUCACAGAAGGGGGUGAAGGGAGUCCCCUUGAACCUGCAGAUCGACACCUACGACUGCGGCUCCCCCAGCGAGCGCCUGGUGCACCGUGCUGUCUGCCAGAUCAAGAUCUUUUGUGACAAGGGAGCAGAAAGGAAGAUGCGGGAUGAUGAGCGGAAGCAGUUCCGGAGGAAGGUCAAGUGCCCCGACUCCAGCAACAGUGGCAUCAAGGGCUCCCUGCUAGCUGGCUUCAGGGGAAAUGAGACCACCUACCUGCGGCCUGAGGCGGACCUGGAGACCCCGCCAGUGCUGUUCAUCCCCAACGUUCACUUCUCCAGCCUGCAGCGUCCUGGAGGGGCAGUGCUCUCAGCGGGACACAGCAGCUCCAGCAGGCUGUCUCUGAAGCGCACCUGCUCGCCCUUCACCGAGGAGUUUGAGCCUCUGCCCUCCAAACAGGCCAAGGAAGAUGAUCUGCAGAGAGUUCUGCUGUACGUGCGGAGGGAGACUGAGGAGGUAUUUGACGCCCUCAUGUUGAAAACCCCGGACCUGAAGGGGCUGAGGAGUGCGAUCUCUGAGAAGUAUGGGUUCCCUGAAGAGAAUAUUUACAAAGUUUACAAGAAAUGCAAGCGAGGAAUCCUGGUCAACAUGGACAACAACAUCAUCCGGCAUUACAGCAACCAUGUUGCCUUCCUGCUGGACAUGGGGGAGCUCGACGGCAAGAUUCAGAUCAUCCUUAAGGAGCUGUGA
This is a messenger RNA of Budorcas taxicolor (takin), 1824 nucleotides long. It is a transcript of the gene GRHL3, whose product is annotated as grainyhead like transcription factor 3. Gene Ontology annotation, molecular function: RNA polymerase II cis-regulatory region sequence-specific DNA binding; DNA-binding transcription activator activity, RNA polymerase II-specific. Bases 1 to 1824 code for a protein of 607 amino acids. The record is from RefSeq and is a predicted model, not a curated record. Gene Ontology annotation, cellular component: nucleus. Gene Ontology annotation, biological process: regulation of transcription by RNA polymerase II. Lineage: Eukaryota; Metazoa; Chordata; Mammalia; Artiodactyla; Bovidae. The transcript has 16 exons.